Messenger RNA from Aspergillus brunneoviolaceus CBS 621.78, 5265 nucleotides. RefSeq names its product V-type ATPase. The transcript is spliced from 19 exons. Gene Ontology annotation, cellular component: fungal-type vacuole membrane; proton-transporting V-type ATPase, V1 domain. Gene Ontology annotation, biological process: ATP metabolic process; proton transmembrane transport. The record is from RefSeq and is a predicted model, not a curated record. Lineage: Eukaryota; Fungi; Ascomycota; Eurotiomycetes; Eurotiales; Aspergillaceae. Gene Ontology annotation, molecular function: GTP binding; ATP binding; GTPase activity. Bases 1 to 5265 code for a protein of 1754 amino acids.
AUGGGUUGCGAUUGCGGUUCCGGAAACACCUGCGGAUGCAGUGGACCCAGCAGCUGCACUUGCGGAAGCUCGUGCUCUUGCAAGCAGUGCGGCGCUGAGCUCCAAAGAGAUCAAGAACCACUAUCGAGCAGUAGGACAUAUGAAGAGACGGCAGACAUGUUCGGUGGCGAGGGCUCUUAUCUAGUGUCAUGGACUUCGAUGACCUUGUCUGAAGCGCAAUCUUGUUUUGCCAAAAGGAAAUCUAUGUCCUAUAUAGAAUGUACAUAUCGCAAUCGGAUGUUAGGAUUAGGCGUGCCUCGACUUCGCACACGACCCUCGUUGCUGGAUCUGAUUGCCAGUCAAAAAACCGCAGUGUUGUCGGGAGUUGGUUCGAGGUCGUCAUCACCGCCUGAGCUAGAAGGCCAAAACCAGCAGUUGGAACUGCCACCGCUCCCCGUGUCGCCCACUUCAUCAUCCUGCAGCAGCGACAACAGCCUCUCCUCCCCUCUUUCUCCCAUCCACCGCCGCCCCUCUUCCUCCACUCCCUCCAUCCACGACCAUACUUCACACAAGAUGGCCCCCUCCGCUGCUGAUGGCGAGAACCAGCAUGGUUCCGUCUUCUCCGUCUCCGGACCCGUCGUCGUGGCCGAGCAUAUGAUCGGUUGUGCUAUGUACGAGUUGUGUCGAGUCGGUCAUGAUCUGCUUGUCGGAGAAGUCAUUCGUAUCGAUGGAGAUAAGGCCACCAUUCAGGUCUACGAGGAAACCGCUGGCUUGACGGUUGGCGACCCCGUUCAGCGUACAGGCAAGCCUCUUUCGGUUGAGCUCGGUCCCGGUUUGAUGGAAACGAUUUACGAUGGUAUUCAGCGCCCCCUGAAGGAUAUCUCCGAACAGUCCAAGGGUAUCUACAUUCCCCGUGGUAUUGCAGUCAAUGCCUUGGAUCGUGAGAGGAAAUGGGACUUCAAGCCUGGGAAAUACAAGGUCGGCGAUCACAUCACUGGUGGUGACAUCUGGGGUACCGUUUUCGAGAACAGCUUGGUGAAUGACCACAAGAUCAUCCUUCCUCCCCGCGCGAGGGGUACUAUUACCAGAAUCGCCGAGGCUGGUAGCUACACAGUUGAUGAGAAACUUCUUGAAAUCGAGUUCAAUGGCGUGAAGACUGAGCACAGUAUGAUGCACACCUGGCCCGUCCGUGUGCCCAGACCUGUGAACGAGAAGCUGGCCUCCGACUCUCCGUUCAUUGUCGGCCAGCGAGUCUUGGACUCUCUUUUCCCCAGUGUCCAAGGUGGUACCGUCUGCAUUCCCGGCGCCUUCGGAUGCGGUAAGACUGUCAUUUCUCAGAGUGUGUCCAAGUUCUCCAACAGUGAUAUCAUCGUCUACGUCGGUUGCGGUGAGCGUGGUAAUGAGAUGGCUGAAGUGUUGAUGGAUUUCCCCGAGCUUUCCAUCGACAUCGACGGUCGCAAGGAGCCUAUCAUGAAGCGUACCUGCCUGAUCGCUAACACCUCCAACAUGCCUGUCGCCGCCCGUGAAGCCUCUAUCUACACCGGUAUUACGAUCGCCGAAUACUUCCGUGACCAAGGAAAGGACGUGGCUAUGAUGGCGGAUUCCAGUUCUCGCUGGGCCGAGGCUCUCCGUGAAAUCUCCGGUCGUCUGGGAGAGAUGCCUGCUGAUCAGGGUUUCCCCGCCUACCUUGGUGCUAAGCUUGCCUCCUUCUAUGAGCGUGCCGGAAGGAGUAUCGCCCUCGGAAGCCCCGAGAGAACCGGCAGUGUCAGUAUUGUCGGUGCCGUCAGCCCUCCAGGUGGUGAUUUCUCGGACCCUGUUACCAGCAGCACUCUCGGUAUCGUCCAGGUUUUCUGGGGUUUGGACAAGAAGCUGGCUCAGCGCAAGCACUUUCCUUCGAUUAAUACGUCGAUCUCCUACAGCAAGUAUACCACGGUUCUGGACCGGUACUACGAGAAGCACCACCCCGAGUUCCCUCGUCUGCGUGAUCAGAUUCGUGAGCUUUUGACCAAAUCGGAAGAUCUGGACCAGGUGGUGCAGUUGGUCGGUAAGGCGGCAUUGGGUGACUCGGAUAAGAUCACCCUGGAUGUGGCUGCCAUGGUCAAGGAUGAUUUCCUGCAACAGAACGGCUACAGUGACUACGAUCAGUUCUGUCCCCUGUGGAAGACUGAGUACAUGAUGAAAGCUUUCAUGGGCUACCAUGACGAAGCGCAGAAGGCCGUUGCCCAGGGUCAGAAUUGGGCCAAGGUUCGCGACGCCACGGGUGAUAUCCAGACCGCUCUGCGGAACAUGAAGUUCGAAGUGCCAGACAACGAGGCGGAGGUGUCUAACAAGGCAUUCAUUCAUACACUCGAUUCCAUACACUUGACUGCUGUCUUUCUACCAGAUAAAGCUUUUUUUUUUCUAAUUUGGAGCGAUUCCCUAAUCAUCAUUGCCAGCCAUGGCAAGCCCAACUGGCUUCUCGUGCGCAAUCCCCCCUCCCCCUUGGGCCCUCGUGCCCUCGAUGCUAGGAUAAAUGUCAACGAUCCCAGCUUGAUCUCCCUGGUCAAUAAGCUGCAGGAUGUCUUCGCUACUGUCGGAGUUCACAACCCCAUCGACCUGCCUCAAAUUGCCGUCGUCGGUUCGCAGUCUAGCGGAAAGAGUUCCGUCUUGGAGAAUAUUGUUGGCCGCGAUUUCCUGCCCCGUGGUUCCGGAAUUGUCACUCGCAGACCCCUCAUUCUGCAACUGAUCAACAAGCCCGCUGCCAACGCACAGACCAACGGUGUGAAGGAAGAAGAGUUGGAAGGCACGGAUAAGGAGGCAAACGUGGACGAGUACGGCGAGUUCCUGCACAUUCCCGGCCAAAAGUUCUACGACUUCAACAAGAUUCGCGAUGAAAUCGUGCGCGAAACCGAACAGAAAGUUGGCCGCAACGCCGGCAUCUCGCCCGCCCCGAUCAACCUCCGCAUCUACUCGCCCAACGUCCUGACGCUGACGCUGGUUGACUUGCCCGGUUUGACCAAGGUGCCGGUGGGUGAUCAGCCCAAGGACAUCGAAAAACAGAUUCGGGACAUGGUCAUGAAGUAUAUCAGCAAGCCCAAUGCUAUCAUCCUUGCUGUCACUUCCGCUAACCAGGAUUUGGCCAAUUCGGAUGGCUUGAAGCUGGCGCGCGAGGUGGAUCCCGAGGGUCAGCGUACCAUCGGUGUCUUGACCAAGGUGGAUCUGAUGGACGAGGGCACCGAUGUCGUGGAUAUUCUUGCGGGCAGGAUUAUCCCCUUGCGCCUGGGUUAUGUGCCGGUGGUCAACCGCGGUCAGCGCGAUAUUGAGAACAAGAAGCCCAUUGCGUAUGCGCUGGAGAACGAGAAGAACUUCUUCGAGAACCACAAGGCUUAUCGCAACAAGUCGUCAUACUGUGGAACGCCCUAUCUUGCCAGGAAGUUGAACUUGGUGCGCAUAGCUCCCUGGUACAUGACUAUCCUCAUGAUGCACAUCAAGCAAACGCUUCCCGACAUCAAGGCCCGCAUCUCGUCCUCUCUUCAGAAAUACUCUUCCGAACUUUCGCAGCUUGGCGACUCGAUGCUCGGUAACAGCGCUAACAUCAUACUGAACAUUAUCACCGAGUUCAGCAAUGAGUACCGCACUGUGCUGGAGGGUAACAACACCGAACUUUCGAGUAUUGAGCUGUCCGGAGGUGCCCGUAUCAGCUUCGUGUUCCACGAGCUCUACUCGAACGGUGUCAAGGCAGUCGAUCCUUUUGAUCAGGUGAAGGACAUUGAUAUCCGUACUAUCCUCUACAACUCUUCCGGAUCGUCACCAGCUCUCUUCGUUGGCACGACCGCUUUCGAAUUGAUUGUGAAGCAACAGAUCAAGCGACUGGAGGAUCCUAGCUUGAAGUGUAUUUCCUUGGUGUACGACGAACUCGUCCGCAUUCUUGGUCAGCUUUUGAACAAGCAGCUCUUCCGGAGGUAUCCUAUGCUAAAGGAGAAAUUCCAUGCCGUGGUCAUUGGAUUCUUCAAGAAGUGCAUGGAGCCGACCAACAAACUGGUUCGGGAUCUUAUCGCCAUGGAGACGGUUUACAUCAAUACUGGACACCCCGACUUCCUCAACGGACACCGCGCCAUGGCUAUUGUCAACGAACGUCAACUUGGAAGCAAGCCGACGCAAGUAGACCCCAAGACCGGCAAGCCCCUCCCUCCGCGGGCCAACAGCCCUUCGGUCGAGACCCCUACCGACACCGGCAGCUCUGGGUUCUUCGGCAGCUUCUGGGCCUCGAAGAACAAGAAGAAGAUGGCUGCUAUGGAGCCGCCACCGCCCACUCUGAAGGCCUCUGCCGCCCUGUCCGAGCGGGAGAGCAGCGAAGUUGAAGUGAUCAAGCUGCUUAUCACAUCGUACUUCAACAUUGUCAAGCGCACCAUGAUCGAUAUGGUUCCCAAGGCCAUCAUGUACACCCUUGUCCAAGCCAGAUUCACCAAGGAUGAGAUGCAGCGCGAGCUCCUGGAGAUGAUGUACCGCAACAACGAGUUGGAUGAACUCCUCAAGGAGAGCGAUUACACCAUCCGCCGGCGGAAAGAGUGCCAGCAAAUGGUGGAGAGCCUAUCCCGCGCUAGCGAGAUUGUCAGCCAGGUUCAUAAUCAUUCUCUCCCCCCCACCUCAUCUCACAUUGAGCGUCCCACCAUCUCCCGCUUGUUUCCAAUCCAAGAACUGAAGCCAACAUGUGUUUCGGAUACAGAUUUCCUGUCAUCUUCACCAGAUGCACCCAGGAGGUCCGUCAUCUCGCUUGGAAAGAAAUCUACUUCCAAUGCCGUGACCGGUGCAACGAUCCGACGAACUUCAAGCCUGGGCAGCUUGUAUGUGAGGAACGCCCCAUGCCGCCUCUGCCAAUGGGACUUCAAGGCCGAAGGCUUCGAUCCGAGCAACGGUGCGAGACUCUGCCAGAAGAGACAUACUGACCGAAACUCCCCAUCACGGGAGAAACAGGUCAUCAAGCGUCCUCACGAUUACGAACUCAACUGGAUCAUGGAAUACAUGAACGACCUCCUCCCCGUCGGCUCGCGGGCUAUCCCUCCAGUUGAGACAGCCAAGAACCCUCGCAGCAUGGUCGAUUACUGGCUGGCCGUCGAGGAACCAGCGGCCGAUGACGACACGGAUGACAGUGACGACUCCGAGGCGUCCGAGGACGACGACGCUGACGAUUUCGACUUCGUCACUGAUGAGGACUACACUUCUGAUUUCGAGGUGCUUGAUGAGUUCGAGCUGGGGUGUUCGCUGAAGGAUACGGCUAGGUUUGCUAUGGCUCCUAUCUUGCCAUAG